Molecule: messenger RNA, 1209 nt
Organism: Thyridium curvatum
Lineage: Eukaryota; Fungi; Ascomycota; Sordariomycetes; Thyridiales; Thyridiaceae
Exons: 3
Coding region: 1-1209 (402 amino acids)
Biological process (GO): triglyceride catabolic process
Molecular function (GO): triacylglycerol lipase activity
Source: RefSeq, a predicted model, not a curated record
AUGUUCGUGUUUUCUGUUAUCAUUGGUCUUCUGGCUGCAUUGGGCUAUGCUUCGCCACUCUUGAUUCCUCAUAUCAAUAGCGAUCAGAAUGACAACAGCACCACGUUCAAAUAUGCUGCACUCGGAGACAGCUUUGCAUCCGGCAUUGGAGCCGGGCUCUGGGUCCCGGAUGACGAGAAUAACACUAUCGACGGACGGAAUAACAUUUGUGCCAGAAUGACCAAGUCCUACCCCUACUACGUCAAGGAAUCCUUCUCGGAGAGAGUCUUGACCGAGUUUGACUUCAUUGCCUGCUCUGGCGAUGUGCUGGACGAUAUUGACGACCAGGUCACUAAGGUCAACAACACCAAGAAAGACUUUGUCAGCCUGUCCAUCAGCGGCAACGAUUUUGGCUUUGGCGAUGUCGUACGAUACUGUGUCUACCCGUUCAAAGGCAUGACCGACGCCCCCUCAGACUUCCAGAAAGCUUGCGAUGAUCGACUGUCUCAAGCCGAGGCAAAAAUCGGCGACGCUUCCAUCUGGGCCAGAUACCGCGAACAGAUCCAGCUCAUCCAAGACAAAAUCCUCCUACCCUCCCCCACCGGCCACCUGUAUAUCACCGGCUACGCGCGCUUCUUCUCUCCCGAGGGCCGCGACGGCGACGAAUGCGACCGCAAGAACUUCUUCAGCUUCUGCCAGUGGGACAUCCCCUGCAAGUGGGUGUUCCCACUCAAGAUGCGCUGGGCCACGCGCCAAAAGAUGAAUGAGCUCGUGCUGGAAGUCAACGCGCGCAUCCAGGCCGAGGUCAUCGAGCCGCUGGGUGGCAAUUCCUCCGGUCUGCACUUCAUCGACGUCGACCCCAACUUUGAGGGCAGGCGAUUCUGCGAGCCGGGCAAGACCAUCUGGGGCGAUAACGACGGCGACGUCUGGUUCCACCACCUCUUCUCCGAGCUCGAGGAACUUGGAGAGUGGUUUGGACCUGCGUCUCCCGGUGCGCAGCUCGUAGCCAACGGCACACCGCAGGCUAAAGGCAUGUCGCUUCAGGAGUUAUUGAGCCAAACCCAGCCGGGCGGCACUCCCGUCGACGAUAUUGACCUGCGGUGGUUCUGGGACAAGUUCCAGCAGAGCUCCGUCUUCCAUCCAAAGAAGUAUGCUCACCAGGUGACGGCCGGCAACAUCACGGCUCGAAUGGCCGAGGACAGCUUUUUCUCGGGGGUGUUUCGAAAGUAA